Messenger RNA from Hirsutella rhossiliensis, 1221 nucleotides. Its product is annotated as SCA7, zinc-binding domain-containing protein. Gene Ontology annotation, biological process: regulation of transcription by RNA polymerase II; regulatory ncRNA-mediated heterochromatin formation; RITS complex assembly. The record is from RefSeq and is a predicted model, not a curated record. Bases 1 to 1221 code for a protein of 406 amino acids. The transcript has 4 exons. Gene Ontology annotation, cellular component: SAGA complex. NCBI's taxonomy places the organism in Eukaryota, Fungi, Ascomycota, Sordariomycetes, Hypocreales, Ophiocordycipitaceae.
AUGGCCCCCGAAUCCGAGCAGACCAUCAAGGUCGCCUCCAAAAAGGAUGCAAAGGCCGGCAUCAUAAAGCUCAAGAAGCCGCCCCCCAAGCACAGCAAGCCGGGAAAUUGGAGGGAUGGCAGCGUCGUCGAAGACGACAAGAAGAAGAGCGUUGCCUCCCCGUCCGCAUCGGUCGCCUCACCCGGCCCCGUCGUCAACCAGCUCGACGACAUAGCCCGCGAGACGUUUGCGACGGGACGUCCCCUCGAGGACAGCCCCGACCUGCAGCAGUGCAAGCAUUGUAGGAAGAGCGUCCUCAAGACGGCCGCAAAGGCCCACAUCGCGCAAUGUCUCAGACUAAAGAAGGAAAAGGCGCAGCGUAAGAAGGAGGCGCGAGAGGCCAGAGAGAGGGCUAAGGAGGCCGCCAGAGAAGAGGAAGCACGCAAGGCAGAUGAGGAGAACGGCGAAGCUAAGGGCGACAACGACAGCGGCGACGACGACAAGCAAAAGGGCAGCGUCGGCGGCAAAAAGGCCGCCGGCAAGAAGCCUGAGGACGACAAAAAGGGCAAGAAGCGGAAAGCCGACGGCGACCUCGACAAGGCCCCCAAGGCCAAAAAGAAGAAGGAUGAGCCCAAGGCCAAAGUACCCAAGCCGAGAGGACCUGUCGAUGUCGAGCGGCAGUGUGGUGUUAUCCUGGCCAACGGCCAACCGUGCGCCCGAUCUUUGACGUGCAAGAGCCACUCUAUGGGCGCCAAGCGUGCCGUUGCCGGCAGAUCGCUCCCCUACGACAUGCUCCUAGCAGCUUACCAGAAGAAAAACCAGGCCAAGCAGCAGAAAGCUGCUUUGGACGCCAAUGCGCCUGUAGAGGACGAAGAUGAAGUCAACAACGGACCCGUUGACUCUGACGAGGAGACUGGCGCUGUCAUGGGUGCGCUGGCGCACUGGAAUCCUCAGCCACUACUCCCACAGCCCAUUUUCGCCCCCAUCAAGCGCCAGUACCAACUCGCCAGGUUACACGAGCAGCUGCAGAUGGCCACCAACGGCGGCCGCACCAACAUCUUCCAGGUGGUGGGCUACGGAGCGCGGAGGCCUCUGGAUGGGCAUCCGGGCACGCUAGAAGGAGAGGACGCGCCAGGCGAGCCAGACCUGGGCAGCAUGACCAUGCCUGGGUCGGCGCGGUCCUCGAGUUUUGGCAUCAGCGCUGCGCCGCAACGCAGGUCGUCGGCGACAAGUCGCGGAUGA